CUCUUUCUCUCUUUUUUUUUUUCGUAUAGCAUCAUUUUUUGAAUUUCGAAAAAUAAAAGACUGUUUCGAAAUAUAAUAUGAGUAGGCCACUACAUACAAACGAGCAAAGGCCAAAACAAGUGCCUAACUAUGCUCAGGCUGCAAAAGCACAAUCAACAGAAGAAACGCGAGCAGGACCGCAGCAGCCGCCCAGACAACACUCUGUCGGCCAUGAUUUCGGGCACACCAAGAACACGUAUCAUAAUAAUGGACGCCACAGACCACCUGCAAACUCAUCUUGGCAAGGUUAUAAAACCCAAUAUAACAAAUCAAAAGACAAUGUAUAUGUUCAUAGAAAACCUUCUGUACAACUACCUAUGGCACCACCUGCCGAUACAGCUCCUAUUCAAUUUGGAUCAAUAAAUCAAAGACCAAGUGAUACUGUAACAAAACCAGAGUUUGAUCAUCAUUAUCGUCCUAGGCCACCAAAACAAGAGAUACCCCGAUCUCCUCGUAACACGAACGAUGGUAGAUUAUUUACUCAACCCUAUGCACCUCGUCGAGAUUAUAAUCAAGGAGAUAAUUCAGCAGGAGGAGGGUAUAAUAACCGUUACAAUAGAAAUUAUACAAGACCACCAUUACCACCGCCACAACCACCACAACCGUCACAACCACCAUCAUCCUCAUCAUCGUCACCGUCACCGAAUAGCUAUACACAAUAUUCACCUCAACAACAACAGAAUCUUCCUCCUUCACCUAUGAGUCAUCGUGCUUCCCCCAACAUGAAUUCAUUCACACCCAAGAAAACAAGUGUAUCGCCUCAUAUGCCUCAGACAUCACCACAACCAAUUCAAAUGACUGCGACUACAGCGGCUUGGGCACCUGCUGGACAAUAUUUUUACCCUCAUCAAUAUCCUGUGCCUGUCGCUUCUUUUAAUGUCGCUACCACUCGGCCUCCUAUUAUUCCACCACCUACUACACGAAAAGCCAUUGCCAUCAUUGAUCCAGCUACAGGCGCUGCCCUGAACACAAGUCCCAUGUCACUCCAUGCGAAUACGUUGUCUGUUCACCACCCACCUCAUAAAGAAGAAAAGCAUUUUGAUUUCAAGGUACCUCACGUCUCUAAGCCUGUUGUGAUUGUAGACCCUGCUAUUCGUGAUCGUGAAUUACGUGAAAAAAAGGAACGCGAAGAAGCAGAAGCUCAGAAGAAAGCAGAGGAAGAAAAGGCACGCAAAGAACAAGAAGAGCGAUUGGAGGCUGAGCGACUAAAGCAAGAACAAGAGCGAUUGGAGGCUGAGCGAUUAGAGGCCGAGAGACGAGAAGCAGAACGCCUAGAAGCAGAACGAUUGGAGGCUGAACGUCUAGAAUCAGAACGUCUAGAGGCUGUACGUCUAGUGGCUGAACGUUUAGAAGCUGAACGUAAGGCUGCUGAAUUGUUCGAACGCAAGAAACAAGAAGAAGAGAUGCGCCGUAAGGCAGAGGAAGAAAGAGAAUCGAGACGAGUGAUCAGUGAAUUAGAAGCUGAAAAGAAACGACACGAAGAUAAAAAGAAGAUCAAGAUGAUUCAAGAUCCUAGUACUAUUCAAUAUCCUCCAGGCAUUACGCCACCUGCUGUCUCGACUGAAAAGCAUGUGUACAGUAUUGACUUUUUGCUUCAGUUUCAACAGAUUUGCCUUGACACAAAUGAGGAAGUAUCAGCCGUUAUUAUGAAGGAAUUGUUGGAGGGCAGUGUAGGUCCUAGUCGAAAUAAUGCUGUUCGUCAAUCGUCUGAUCGUGGGAAGGGCCCACGUACACCAGACAUGUACAAAAUGACUUCCCGCGAUGGACGUAUGGAAAUGGGUAAAUUCAAUAUGGGUAGACCCUUAACGACACGCAACAACAGCGCACAGUACAUGGAACGUCAAGGAUCAAUGGGCAGAGGCAACAUGAUGAACCGUGGUGGUAGUCGUGGAGGUGGAUCCAGUGGCAUGAAGAUCAUUCGUAACCCUCUUCAACAAUCCAAUAGUGGUCCUGCUUUGGAACCUGUGGCUCCAUUGGAAAAGAGCGAAAAUCGUUGGGUGCCUUCCAUCGGUCAUCAUACGCCCUCAUCUGCUGAAAAUGAACUGAUGUCACAAGAAUACAUUACACGUAAAGUCAAUGGGUUACUCAACAAACUUACUCUGGAGAAAUUUGACACGAUUGCACCUCAAAUCUUUGAUUAUGCCCGUCAAUCAGCUAAAGAAGAGGAUGGUCAAUCUUUGCAUACGGUGAUGCAAUUGGUGUUUGAAAAAGCCUGUGAUGAACCUGCUUUUGCUAAUAUGUGGGCACGUCUCUGUAGCUACAUGUACAAUUCCAUGACAGACGAUAUUCGUGAUACAAGCCUUUUAGAUGAAAACCAAAAGCCUUCUUCUGGUGUCUUGUUGUUUAGAAAAUACCUGUUUAACCGCUGUCAACAAGAAUUUGAAAAGGGCUGGAAGGUCAAUAUGCCAGAAGUAGAUGAGAUUGAUGGCGUCAUGACAGACGAAUACUAUGCUGCUGUCAAGGCAAAGCGUCAAGGUCUUGGUCUAAUUCAGUUUAUUGGUGAACUAUUCAAGAUGGAAAUGUUAUCUGAACGUAUCAUGUACAGUUGUAUGACAAGACUCUGCAAUGAUCCUAGUCAUGCGGGUGAUGAAGAAGCAGAAUCCCUCUGCAAGCUAUUGACAACGAUUGGUAAAGCAUUGGACGAUAGACCCAAGACUGCCAAAUGGGUAGACGUAGUAACACUGCGUAUGAAGAAUGAAAUGAUCAACAGUCCCAAACUGUCUUCCAGAAUUAAGUUUAUGAUUCAAGAUUUACUUGAUUUGCGUAAAGACAAAUGGGUACCUCGUAUUGCGGGUAACCAGAUAGGCCCGACUACUAUUGCCAAGAUUCAUGAAAUGGCUGAGAAGGCCAAAGAAGAAAAAGAAGCUGCAGCCAUGAAGCGCAACAAUAGCACCCGUGGCCAAUAUAUACCCCAUAACCAAUACAAUAGUAACUAUAACACAAUGGCUCGUUCAGGAAGUUAUCGUGGUAAUAAGGAUUUUCAUCAUAAUAGCAGUGAUGGCUGGAGUACAGUUGCUCAAGGUACCAACAAUAAGGCACCUCGGGCAAAUGAACUCUCCAAUUUUGGUAAACUGGACAGGAGUCGACCUAGAAACAAUAUUCUUGGUCCUGCCAAUAGUCCUUUUGCUACCCUAAGUCGAGUCAAAAGUACAACUAAUGUGGAUACUAAGAAUACCAGUGAUGGAAGAUCAAGUCCUGCUACAAACAUGUUUAGUGCGCUUGUGAAUGGAUCAGACGAGCGUAAGAAAUUACAGCUUGCAUCACGUACUGUGAGUGACAAUACACCUAAAUUGUCAGAUGAAGCUGUGAAGCGUAAAUCAAAGAACAUUCUUGAAGAGUAUUUCAACAUUCGUGAUAAAAAGGAAUUGGUUGAAUGUGUUAAAGAAUUAGAUGAUCCUAGUUAUCUAGUCAUUUUUGUGAAUGAAAUGUUGACUGUAGUAGAAAAGAAAGCUCAAGAUGUAGAGGACAUGACUGAUGUGAUGAAGCAUUUAAAUUCAGAAAACUUGCUGACAAAAGAGACUUAUAUCAAAGCUUUCAAGAGCUUUAUGGAAGGUUAUGAUGAUUUAACAAUUGAUGUGCCUCAAGCACCAAAAUAUGUAGCUCAAUUACUUGCUGCUGGGUCUGUUACACCAGAAGAAGUGGGUGGAGAAGAACAUGAUUCAUUACAAAGUGCUUAUCAAGCAGUCAUGUCUGCAUAAAUAUAUAUUUCCAAACCAUUGUUGUAUAGAGCCCCCCCCCCCUUUGAUAAUAAAUAAUGCC
Molecule: messenger RNA, 3798 nt
Organism: Gilbertella persicaria
Lineage: Eukaryota; Fungi; Mucoromycota; Mucoromycetes; Mucorales; Choanephoraceae
Exons: 6
Coding region: 78-3737 (1219 amino acids)
Cellular component (GO): eukaryotic translation initiation factor 4F complex
Molecular function (GO): translation initiation factor activity; protein binding; mRNA binding
Source: RefSeq, a predicted model, not a curated record